AUGAACAUUACAAUUCGAGAGACACAAAUCGAUGUCGCGCAACACAUGAUGCAAAUCACUAGUAGAACAAAUAAUUCAUUACCCAAAAGUAUUGUGAUGCAGAUGAAUAUGGGCGAAGGAAAAACAUCAGUCAUUUUACCAAUGUUAGCACUCAGCUUGUCAGAGCCGAAUUCUACGUUAAUUCGUAUAGUCGUGCUUAAAUCAUUAUUUCCAACAAACUAUCAAUCACUACGGUACAAAUUAGGUGGCUUAUUAAACAGACGUGUGUUUCCCUUUGCCUGUCGUCGUGAUAUGAACUUUACCAAUGAACAAAUAAACGGAAUUUUUCGACGUUUUCAACAAGCAUUGAAUAAUUGUGAUGUGAUAUUAACUUCACCAGAAGAUAUCUUGUCGUUUGAUUUACUCACUCUAGACAAAAGUCGACGCGAGGAAUUUGAUGUUAGUCGUUCGAUGUUAACUAUGCAAAGAUGGCUAAAAAAGCAUACGCGAGAUAUUUUGGAUGAGUCGGAUGAGAUUCUGCACGUUAAAUAUCAAUUAAUUUACACUGUAGGCAGUCAACAACAAGUGGAUGCAGGCGCAGAACGAUGGGCAACGAUUCAAUCUAUACUGCAGCUAGUUAAAAUGCAUGCAGAGCAGAUUUCAAUGGAUUUUCAAGAAGAUGUUUGUUAUAAGCCAGCAGAACGAAAAAGUGCCUUUCCACAAUUUCGCUUACAGUCACAUAAACCAUUCUCAACUUUAUGUAAAAAGAUCGCUGACGAUUGGCUUAGUACGCGACCUCACCGACAGAAACAACGAGACGACAUCUCCGAGUUGGUUUUAAAUCCUGAUCUUUGUAUUGACGAAUAUGUUGAUGAGUAUUCACCUCUUGAUAUUCAGUUAUUCCUCGUUGUUCGCGGUCUCCUCUCAUCUGAAGUCUUAUUAGUUGCUUUGAAAAAGCGUUACCGAGUUAAUUAUGGAAUUAACCCCAAUCCUGCUUUCAAACGUCUAUUAGCUGUCCCAUAUCGUGCAAAAGACGUGGCAACUGAUAGAACUGAAUUCGGCCAUCCAGAUGUUGCCUUGGUUUUGACACAUCUGACCUACUAUUAUUCUGGCUUGAGUGAUUCACAAUUAACUCAAUGUUUUGAUCGUUUAAAUGACCAUGAGAAUGAUCCUGCAUCAAUUUAUGAUCAAUGGAUUCUGUACGAGAAUGCAACUGCUAUACCAACUAGUAUUCAACAAUGGCGAGGAGUUAAUCUGAAAGAUUAUCAACAGCGAACUCAACUUCGCUUUCCAGCUUUACGAUACAACAUUACACGACCUCACCGACAGAAACAACGAGACGAUAUCUCCGAGUUGGUUUUGAAUCCUGAUCUUUGUAUUGACGAAUAUGUUGAUGAGUAUUCACCCCUUGAUAUUCAGUUAUUCCUCGUUGUUCGCGGUCUCCUCUCAUCGGAAGUCUUAUUAGUUGCUUUGAAAAAGCGUUACCGAGUUAAUUAUGGAAUUAACCCCAAUCCUGCUUUCAAACGUCUAUUAGCUGUCCCAUAUCGUGCAAAAGACGUGGCAGCUGAUAGAACUGAAUUCGGUCAUCCAGAUGUUGCCUUGGUUUUGACACAUCUGACCUACUAUUAUUCUGGCUUGAGUGAUUCGCAAUUAACUCAAUGUUUUGAUCGUUUAAAUGAUCAUGAAAAUGAUCCUGCAUCAAUUUAUGAUCAAUGGCUUCUGUACGAGAAUGCAACUGAUAUACCGACUAGUAUUUAG
Messenger RNA from Adineta ricciae, 1737 nucleotides. The record is from the annotation of a GenBank genome assembly. NCBI's taxonomy places the organism in Eukaryota, Metazoa, Rotifera, Eurotatoria, Adinetida, Adinetidae.